CUUGCUGCUAUCGCUGCCUCCUCCCUCCCUCUUGGCUACGAGCCUCCUGAGCACAGCACAAAGGAGGCGGAAAAUCGGAGGCGGGUCCCUCUCGUCCUUCCCCUCUCUCUCUCUCUCUCUCGUCAUUGAACAAAACGGCCACGACAUGCACACAGACAGACACGAACACUCAUUGAAUGAUGGACACGCACAAAAGAAAGAAGGCGCGAAAACCGAUAUCACUGUUGUGUGAAGUGAGAAGGCGAAGAUCGUGCGCCAGACAUGGACAAAAAGAUGGGUGGCCUGCUGCCAUUGUUAAAACACUCUCUGCUGCUGACUGACUGGCCAUGCCGUGGUCGUAUCGCGUUGGUGCAGGAGCUGGAGGAGUCCUGGAAGGAGCAGAACAGUGUCAAAGCUGCAGUGACAGCCUGAACGCUGUUCAACCCUCCCCAAGGAUACCCACAGCUCCGCAACAAGCACGACACAAUCUCGGCUGAAGCACACGCCCAACAACAUUCACCCACUCGCUCAGACACACAGUCAGACAACGAACACUCUCUGCUCUCUCUCUCUUAUGCUUGAGGCUGGCUAUGCCACGCUUGUGCCGUGUCCCUCGAGAAGCGCCAGAUCCAGUGGGAGAAGUAGCAGCGACAAGACUGCAUCCACAGCCUGGCCACUGUACCCAACCUCCCGCAUCUGAGGCUUCCCAAAGAACGCAAGCGCAAUCACACGCCCCUCUCUCAUCUCAUUUCACACACGUCACGCCAUCUCACAAACAUGCAUUGCAUCAUCACGCUCACAGACAAGCAGGAGCUCUCUCUCUCUGGUCACCGCAGCCCCGCCCGCCCAGCCAGCCACCGGCGACCGUGGAGGCCACCGACAGCCGACAUGGACGCACGGCCGCAGCUGGAGGUGUUGGUGUUGGUGUGGUUUAAGCGAUCUGUCCGCAGUCGGCGACGACGACAGGCUGUGCGGUGCGGCCGCCCUGGCUGCCCUGGGCCUCCAUCGCCUUGACCACAUUGGCGCCAUCCAGCACCUGACGACCACACAAACAGAACAGACACUCAAAACGGAAAUUAGAUAAGAGUGUGGCUGGCUGCAACUGUGUCUGUCACGGGGUGGAUACCCACCUUGCCGAAGACGACGUGCUUGCCAUCGAGCCAGGGAGUGGUCACCGUCGUGAUGAAGAACUGGCUCCCGUUCGUGUUGGGACCUGCACACAUCACAUGCAACACACCACACCACACGGCGGGGGUCGGUCGACUCACGUGUGUCUCGGUUGAUGUGGGGCACGUGUGUAUGCCGGGCACCUACCGGCGUUGGCCAUGGAGAGGAGGUUGGGCUCGGUGUGCUUGAGUGCGAAGUUCUCGUCGGCAAACUUCUCGCCGUAGAUGCUCUCGCCGCCCGUGCCGUUGCCGGCAGUGAAGUCACCACCUGAACACACACAUAUACACACACACACCCCACACACGCACCCCAACAGCGUAUGGCACCCGCCUCUGCGCACAUGCGCACAUCGAUCAGCGCUACGUACCUUGGCACAUGAACUGGGGGAUGAUGCGGUGGAACGUGCAGCCCCUGCACACACACAUAGAUCCACACACACCACAGCACAUGACAGGCAUGUCCGCAUCUCCCUCCCCUCUGCUGCAUGUAUUCUUUCCCUCGUCUCACUUGUAGUGGAGGGGCUUGCCGGUCCUGCCGGUGCCCUUCUCGCCGGUGCACAGCGCACGGAAGUUCUCGGCAGUCUUGGGCACCUUGUCAGCAAACAACUGAACACACACACACGCAGACACGUCAGGCGACAACACAGCACACACGUGCCCAACCCCCUCAACGCGUCACAGCGUCCAGCGUCCCCGGCUCCCUCUCUGCCGCCCCGUACACUCCCACAUGCGCCACUCCCUCCCUCCCUGCCUGACCUCGAAGGUGAUCCGGCCUGCGGGCGCGCCGCCGAUGGAGAUGUCGAAGAAGACCUGAGGGUUCGGCAUGGCUGAUGACAAAUGGCAAAUGGACGCUUCGGGGAGGAAGGGGAGAAAAGGGAUGUCUCGGC
This is a messenger RNA of Vitrella brassicaformis, 2032 nucleotides long. The record is from the annotation of a GenBank genome assembly. NCBI's taxonomy places the organism in Eukaryota, Vitrellaceae.